Cornus florida is the source of this 1041-nucleotide messenger RNA. RefSeq names its product OVARIAN TUMOR DOMAIN-containing deubiquitinating enzyme 2. Gene Ontology annotation, molecular function: cysteine-type deubiquitinase activity. Gene Ontology annotation, cellular component: cytosol; nucleus. Gene Ontology annotation, biological process: protein deubiquitination; endoplasmic reticulum unfolded protein response. Bases 169 to 795 code for a protein of 208 amino acids. The record is from RefSeq and is a predicted model, not a curated record. The transcript has 10 exons. Lineage: Eukaryota; Viridiplantae; Streptophyta; Magnoliopsida; Cornales; Cornaceae.
CCAAAGUGAACAACAUCCAAAGUGGGGUAUCAAUCGGCGCCCACUUAUAUUUGCUUGGAACUUCCGUUGUAUUCGUGACGUGAAGCUGUGGAUUUGGCUGAGCAAUAUACAGACUCCUUUCUUCACUUGAAGGUUUGAAUCGAUUCUUGGUGCAAAUUUGCUUCGAAAAUGGAAGGUAUUGUCAUUAGGAGGGUCAUUCCUUCGGACAACAGUUGCCUCUUCAAUGCUGUUGGGUACGUUAUGGACCAUGACAAACACAAGGCUUCUGAGUUGAGACAGGUUAUAGCUGCAACAGUGGCAAGUGAUCCAACAAAAUAUUCCGAAGCAUUUCUUGGAAAGUCAAAUGAAGAGUAUUGUGCAUGGAUUCUUAACCCAGAAAAAUGGGGAGGUGCCAUUGAGCUUUCUAUAUUAGCAGAGUAUUAUGGACGUGAAAUUGCAGCAUAUGAUAUCCAAACCAAAAGAUGUGAUUUAUAUGGACAGGGGAAGAACUAUCACGAAAGGGUUAUGCUGAUCUAUGAUGGCCUCCAUUAUGAUUCUUUGGCUAUGUCUCCUUCCGAUGGAGCUCCAGAAGAGUUUGAUCAGACAAUAUUUGUUGUCCAGAAGGACCGAACUAUUGGGUCAGUCGAGGGUCUCACUCUCAAUCUUGUCAAGGAACAACAGAGGAAAAGAAGUUUUACAGACACUUCCAACUUCAGUUUGCGAUGUGGAGUGUGCCAAAUUGGAGUCAUCGGCCAGAAGGAGGCUGUGGAGCAUGCACAGGCAACAGGCCAUGUCAACUUUCAAGAAUUCAGAUGAGAGAAAUGGAGAACAGAACUCCUUCAUACCUGGUUCAUUGAAUUGUAUGAUUUAGUCAGUAUUUAAUCCCAUUGGAUUGUUGAAGUUGAACCAAUAAUGUUGUGUAUUUUAUUUCAUGAACCAUUGUUGUAAUAUGUUGUGUUGUUUUAUAACAUGAAAAUAAAUUUACAUUUGUUGUGUGACUCGUGUUAGACAGAUUUAAAAUUAACAUCCGUCUUAUUUGCAAGAGAGACUUAUUUUGCUUUA